UACCCAAGAGUCCACACAACAUUGUGUUCUUUUUGUCAGAGACUUUUGAACACAAAACUGGGAACAUGAAAUUGUACCUCGUCGUAGUUAAUUUCUAAAACCCCUUCAUCGUGUGUUUCCAUCCAUUCCGAUCAGUCAAAACACCGCAGCUUCUCCAUCAACGGUGAUCCUCCGAUGAAUCUCCACCGUCAAAGAGGAAUCACGUUGGUUCAAGGGUACCUCGGUCUCAUGUUGAAUUAGAAAGCGAACUUUGAUCAUCCAAAACACUGCCCCAGAAAUUCCAAUUUGCAGAAACGAUAAUUGGGAUAUAGAUUUGGCAAAAUCACAAUGAGAAGAAGGCCUGGAAUUGGAGGGUUGCAGACAGCUGCUGCUGCAAGGGAUCAAUAUCGGUUGCUGGGUGAGAAUGUAGCCAAGAUCAGAACCGAUAUGAUGAAGGAGCAGCUUUCCACUUUUCGCUCUCAGCUUGAAGAUUUUGCUCGCAAACACAAGAAUGAUAUCCGCAAGAACCCUGCAUUCAGAUCACAGUUUCAUGAGAUGUGUGCUAAAGUUGGAGUAGAUCCUUUGGCCUCAAAUAAGGGUUUCUGGGCAGAGCUGUUAGGAAUUGGUGACUUCUACUAUGAACUUGGAGUACAAAUAGUGGAUAUUUGCCUGGCCACUAGACCCCACAAUGGAGGAUUGAUCAACCUGCAGGAACUCUGCAGUCUCCUUCGUCAAAGACGAAAAAGUGAUCGUGGAGUUGUAACUGAGGAUGAUUGCUUGCGUGCUAUCAGUAAGCUGAAGGUGUUAGGUAGUGGUUUUGAAGUUAUUUCUGUUGGAAAGAGAAAACUUGUUCGCUCGGUUCCAACUGAAUUAAACAAAGACCACAAUGAAAUUCUAGAACUUGCCCAGGCUCAAGGGUUUGUGACAGUCGAUGAAGUAGAGAGGCGGCUAUCCUGGACCUCGGGUCGUGCCAUUGAUGCCCUUGACACAUUACUUGAUGAGGGACUUGCAAUGAUCGAUGAUGGCCAUAGGGAUGGUAAACGGCGAUACUGGUUUCCUUGUGUAUCUCCCAUCUCAUCUUUGAUAGGAAUUGAUUCCUGACAAAUUUGUUAAAAAGAAACUGAGGUUUAUUAGUUAGGGACAGAGAUUUAGAUGUUAAUGAUCUAUCUUUGAAUUUAAUGUGUGACAAUAUUAUGACAUUGUGUGAGUUUGAUUCAUGUACCCACAUGGUGGGAAAAGGGUUGUAUCACUUGUAUGUUGUUUAUGGAAACUGAGGUCAACUUUUUUUUAAGACCUAUAUUUUUAUUGUUGCAAGCUUCCAUUUGGUUA
Molecule: messenger RNA, 1308 nt
Organism: Lotus japonicus
Lineage: Eukaryota; Viridiplantae; Streptophyta; Magnoliopsida; Fabales; Fabaceae
Product: vacuolar protein sorting-associated protein 22 homolog 1
Exons: 6
Coding region: 328-1080 (250 amino acids)
Biological process (GO): protein transport to vacuole involved in ubiquitin-dependent protein catabolic process via the multivesicular body sorting pathway
Cellular component (GO): ESCRT II complex
Source: RefSeq, a predicted model, not a curated record